CAGCGUCAUGCUGCAUUUCAAACCGAGCAGCACCGAGAAUGAGAGCAGGAUUUGGACACAAAGGUGGAUAUUUGGAUGUUUGAUUAUUACUCCGCGAGACUCGUUGACAGCGUUUCACAGAGACUUGUGGAUAACUGACCGGUACUUUUCUCAGUGCGCCAUGCGCGGAUCAGUCUGAGCAUCCUCGAGAAUAGAGACGCCGGGGGUUUUACUUGGGAGAGGAAUCUAAGGGCUGCUCGACUCCUUUGGAAAAUUACGUCCUCUUUUUUUGCAUCAUGCCACCGUAUUUGUGAAGUUUCGGGACAGGAUUUUCGCGGAUUCUCCAUGCGCAUGUGAGACUGACAUGAAUUACUUGGAUGUGGCUUCGUUAUUGUCUGCGCCUACUGCAGUACUCUUUUUGGCUGUAACUUGAAAAAAAAAAUCUUUCGCUGUGAAGACAUGGAUAGGGAGUUCUGAACCCGGAUUUUUUUCACCCUUUAAUCUGGAGUUGGAAGUAAAUGACAUUCGCCCCGGUUCAGCUGUACGGUUAUAGAUGCAGAACUAAACCGGAUAGCUCAUCCAGGUCCGGGAGAGUAAAGGGCAGGUGCGCUUUGGAGUCGGCGGCUGCGCGGAGAGACCGGGCUAGUGGAUUAGGACGGUACCUGUCUGUGGAGAGCGCGUCAUGCGGACUCGGAUGUCGCGCACCAGAAGCCAUUAAAACCUGUAGGCUGGAGCUGACAGAUAAGCGGAUAUGGGCUCUGCUCUGCGGCGUCGCUGGCUAGUGGUCCAACUCCUGAUGCAGGUGUGGCUGGCGGCAAAUCCAUCUCUGAGUGAGCGCCCAUGCCCCAAGAGCUGUCGCUGUGAUGGAAAAAUUGUCUACUGUGAGUCAAGCGCCUUUCGCGAUGUCCCCAAGAACCUCUCAGGAGGCUGUGAAGGCCUGUCCUUACGGUACAACAGCCUCGCCAGUCUCCGUGCAGGCCAGUUUGUAGGCCUCAACCACCUCAUCUGGCUCUACUUGGACCACAAUUACAUUGCCUCUGUGGAUGCAAUGGCUUUUCAGGGGGUCCGCAGACUUAAAGAGCUGAUCCUGAGUUCCAACAAGAUCACAUCGCUUCACAACACCACAUUCCACCCUGUCCCUAAUUUGCGUAAUCUGGACCUGUCAUACAACAAACUGCAAGCCUUGCAGCCUGGGCAGUUCCAGGGCCUACGAAAGCUUCUCAGCCUUCACAUACGCUCAAACUCUCUAAAAAUCGUCCCAGUGCGUCUGUUCCAAGAUUGCAGAAACCUUGAGUUCCUGGAUCUGGGUUACAACCGUCUGCGCAGUAUCACUCGAAAUGCAUUUUCAGGCCUAGUCAAGCUCACUGAGCUGCACCUGGAGCAUAACCAGUUCUCAAAGAUCAAUUUCUCUCACUUUCCUCGCCUCUACAAUCUGCGGGCCCUUUACCUGCAGUGGAAUCGCAUUCGCUCAAUGAACCAGGGCCUGACCUGGACCUGGGCCUCCAUCCAGAAACUGGAUCUGUCUGGAAACGAUCUGACGGAAGUGGAUGCUGUGGUUUACCAAUGCCUACCGAACCUGCAGACCCUCAAUCUGGACUCCAACAAGCUGACCAACGUGUCCCAGGAGGUGGUCGAUGCCUGGAUCUCUUUGACUACGAUUAGCUUAGCUGGGAAUGUAUGGGACUGUGGCCCUGCCAUCUGUCCUCUGGUGGGCUGGCUGAGAAACUUCAGAGGGGCAAAGGAGACCACCAUGAUCUGCGCCUCCCCCAAGAAAGCCCAGGGAGAGAAAGUGAUGGAUGCUGUUGAAGCUUUUGGUGUUUGUCAAUCAAACCCAGCGACAACACUCACUGUGAGUAUCCCUCCAACCCCAUCCAGUGUCCCUGUGCAGACUGAACGCCGCCCAGCCAUUCUGGCUUUACCUACUGGUUCUGGAAAGAGAGGAGAGGGCUCUAUCCGAGGCCCCACAUCGUCAACUGUUACCCCACCUGUGGCACUUCCCCCAGAGCAAGACUUGGAGCCUGUGUCCUUCCAUAAGAUCGUGGCCGGAAGCGUUGCCCUUUUUCUAUCUGUUGCAAUGAUCCUGUUGGUAAUCUACGUGUCUUGGAAGCGCUAUCCAAGCAGUGUCAAGCAGCUGCAGGAGCAUUCGGCAGCAGCCCGCAAACGCCGCAAGAAAGCUAGAGAGACGGAGCGCACCCUGAGCUCUCCGCUGCAGGAGUACUAUGUGGACUACAAGCCCACCAAUUCUGAGGCCAUGGAUGUGCUUGUGAAUGGGACCGGACCCUGCACCUAUACCAUCUCAGGCUCCCGAGAAUGCGAGGUCCCCCAUCAGUUGAGUGCGCUGACCUUCUACCGCUACGAACAGCCUAUCGUAGACUACUGCCAGGCCCAUCAACCCCUGCGGCUCAACAUGGGCUACGAGGGACCCCCACAGGGCCUGGAGGGCCUGGAGGACCUGGGGCCGUGUGAUAGGGGCACUAUACAGACAGUGGCGCUGCCUGCCGUGCCCUCUGCCGCCAGCAUAGGUGCCCCUGUGCCAGGGCCUCGAUCUCCUCCGCCACCCCUCAGACCACCGACUGAAGGUCCCAGCGGCAAUCCUUUUCCUACCGCCGAACGCACCGGCACGCUCAAAUUUGGACGCUAGCGAGCCAAGUCUGGUUGCUAGAAGUGGGGCAAGGGCCUCUGAUUCACCGUGACUUUGUAAUGAAGGGGCAGGCGAGCUGGUUAUUCAGUGGGGCCUUGUUUUCAGAACAUGAGUAUGUGAACUAGAGGACAAAUUUUUCUAAUUCUGCCUGGAGGGAUUUGGCAUCUGAAACACACAGUCUCACUAAUAUACAGUAGAGGGUGAGACAUCCUUGCAGAUCAUUUUGAUUAUGAUUUUCGUUUUUUCCAAAGCACCUCAUAUUAAACUUGUUACUACUGAAUCAUGGGAGGUAAUCCAGCACAUAACUAAAAAUAUAUCAUGUUUCCAGAUCUGGUCUUUGCCAUAUCCCAUCACAGGGGGAUCUGACCACAGCAGUCCAUAUGCACUAAGUCAGGAGUGAAAGGGAAAGUGCAAUAAACACAAGUUCUGGAUCACAAAAAGAGAGAGCAGGAGUAUUAAUCUAAAAGAGAUGGAGCUGGACAUCAUGUGAAGAGCAAGGGGCUUCAUACUGUGACUAUUAUUAAAAUAUCUAGUCAGUCGUUGUUAACAAAGGCAAAUCCAUAUCAUUAUUUCAUAAAGAUGAGUCAUUCUCUCA
Messenger RNA from Epinephelus moara (kelp grouper), 3215 nucleotides. Its product is annotated as leucine-rich repeat transmembrane neuronal protein 4. The record is from RefSeq and is a predicted model, not a curated record. The transcript is spliced from 3 exons. The coding region runs from base 731 to 2620 and encodes 629 amino acids. Lineage: Eukaryota; Metazoa; Chordata; Actinopteri; Perciformes; Serranidae. Gene Ontology annotation, molecular function: protein binding.